UAUCGAUGACAAAAUCUAGGGUCUAAAUUAUGAUUUAGGUACAAUUUAAGAUGAUUUAUGCUUUUUUGUACAUUUGUCUUCAAACUGGUGUAUAAGUGCUGGAUCAUCGUGCGUGUAUACACUCUUAGGAAAAUGAUUGGUAUUUUCUGAACAGUAGGUUGGCUCUACUGUCUUUCUUUUAGGGUUAUGAUUAUAAAUAAAAAUGGAGGAAUCGCAGAGAAAUUCCACUGACGAUAAUGUUAAAACUGCCGUCGUGCAGUCCCCAAUUAUUAUGAAGAUUGAUGGACCUGAAGAAACAAAUGAUAAAGAAUCUGAAGAAAACGACAAGAACACCGAAACAUUGAAAGCAGAUGAAUUCAAAAUGUGCAGUCCAACAUUUAGACCUACUUUGCCACUGUCAAACAAUCCAUUUGCUUCCCCACAAAAUAAAAUAUCAAAAGGUAUUCUAAAGCCAGCUCAGUUUAAUAUUAAAACCAACAAUACCACCUCGACACCGUUUGUAUUAAAGCCCAGUCAACUUAAUCCCUUUAAGAACUCUAGUGAUAAGACCAAUAGUGAAAAAUCAGAUAAUAGUGAUACACGAGUAAAUGGAGACAUGCCGAAGUUUGUGCCUUUGGUAGUACCUGAAAAAUCAACACAAAAAGUUACAGAAACAAAACCUCAACCCGUUGAAACGAAAAUCUCCAGUAAUUCUUUUGUAUUCGGACAGAACUUAAAAGAAAGGGUGGCAGAAACUGAAAAUAAAGAGGAAUCUAAGGCUUCAACAAGUUUAGGGGCCAAUGGUACUUCUGAAAUGUUGUUUAGCAGUGCUAUCAAGAGUGAACUUAAAGCCGAUCCAACAGAUUCUUCAAAAGAAAAAGAAAUGAAAUCAUUAAGCGAAUCAGCAAAAGAAUAUGAGGAAUCCAGAGCUAACAAACGAAAAUAUGAAGAAGUAGAAGUCAUAACUGGUGAAGAAAAUGAAAUUAAUAUCUUAAGCAUCUCCUGUAAAUUAUUCUCCUUUAAUAAAUCAUCUAGUAACUGGUUGGAGUUGGGCAGAGGGACUUUAAGGUUAAAUGACCUGAACGGGUACAACUUCGUUAAAAAUUGUGCUUUAGGGAGUCGAUUGGUUUUUAGAACAUCAGGAAGUUUGCGGGUCCUAUUGAAUACCAAAAUUUGGGCAGAAAUGGUAGUAGAAAAAGCAAACGAAAAAAGUAUUAGAGUUACAGCACUGGAUGCUAGUGGAGAAAUAAAAGUUUUUCUACUCAUGAGCAAUAUAGAAGACUCGAAUAGGCUGUAUUCACACCUUCAGACGAGGUUGGAAAGAGAGAUCGCCGCCCAGAAACGUAAAAAAACCGAACCAUCAUCCGAUUCUCCCACAAAAACCGAUUGAUUUCACUAUGCUACAUAUUUGUAAAAAAACAAAAAGGAUAAUAUUUCUAUUAUUGUGAUUUAAAUAGGUCUACACUGAAAAAACGUAUUUAUUAGCAGGUAGUGAUAAUUAAAUAUCAGGCUUUGUAGAUAUUAUUUCUGUACGUUAGAAUUGAAAGGGCGGAAGUCACUUUCAGUUUGUUUUGCAGUAGAUCAAAAUUAGUGCUCUUAAUUUGUACACCAUAAUUUUAAAUGCAUUUAAAAUUAUCAAAUGAUGUUGCAGCUUUAUGAUUUAAAGGAAAGUGGUAAAGCAUGCUUUGUAUUUUAUUUUACAGUAACAUAAUCGGCGUUAAGUUGUUUUGUAUUGAAAUAAUAAAUAAUUUAGGACUACAGCCUUUUUUGUUCUGUGGUACUAUAUCAAUAAAAAACAGGACAGCCGCCCUUUGGUAUGAUUUUAUUAGGAAAAGAACGUUAUAAUCAAAACUUAACAUUACAAAAAUAAUAUAAAACUUAAAUUAAAAAGAAUUUAAUCAUCUUCGGAACAUGAGGAAUGGUUUUCGUUUAUGACAACUUUAUUUUUUGUUGUUUUUAAAGAUUUAUAGUAGGAAUGGUAAGUAGAACGUAUCCAUUCUAGAAAUUCCAUUAGGUGGUUAUAUUUUGAACUAUCAAUUGUAAUUGAAUUUUCAUUAUUUAUUUGGUCCAAUGUCUUUGAUAGGAGACCAUCGAGAGAACUUCUCAUUUUCCUUUUAAAAUUGACAGAUUUAAAAUUACAGAGAUAAAAUGUUGUUUUAUAAAACAUAAUGCCAGGGUGGUCUCUUUCGACUUUGAAGUGCACAAUUUUAGAGCAUAGAAAGGGUUCAUUGUCUGUGUUCCGUUUCCGAUUCACAAACGGGCUUGUCGAUUCUUUGCCCAUUUUUUCAAAGUUAAAAAAGUCACUUGUUUUCAUCUCAUAAACAAUAAUAAGUGGUUUUAACGAACUGCAGGUCCUUAUAAACUGGGCCCAUUCAUGAGGUACAGAAAUAUUCAUAGUAGGCAGUCUGUCCUUCUUUCUCUUAAUUAGUGCAUGUAUUGUGUCUGCUUCGUUGUGUGUAUGCCCCUUGAGUAAAUAUUUAUGGUGAAUUCUAACUACUGAGGUGUUAUGGACACAUAUACAUACACAGCCCACAUAUACAUACAAAAUAAAAAAAACAUUUCGGUUUUGGCCAGAGCAGUUGUCUGACCAAAAUGUUACCUCUUCUGUUGUAGAAGGUAAAUUUUUUAACCACAUUAUCACAGCGGAAGCUAUCUCGUUGCUACCCCUUUUUGCAAUAGACUCGUCCCACAUGAAGCAUGAACCUUCGGCAGUACUAUCAUUAUAGACGGUAAAAUUAAAUGUCCAUAACUGAUUUAAAUAAAACGAUUUUCCAUUAGUUAACAUAGGUGUAGGGAGGCAUUUUUGCAAAUCCAUCAUUGUUACGACUUCUUUUAAAUUCUGCUUGCAUCUUAUCUUAUCCUGCCUUUUUAACUUGUAUCUGUCAUCUGCGUCAUUUAAAUGAUCUGCUUUUUUCUUUAAAAUAUCUUCAACAUUAGGAUCUGUCUCUUUUCGCUUAUUUUCAAAACUGUCACAGGUGUCACAUGUAUCAAUGUUAGGCGGCUUGAAAUGAAGAUUGACCUCAGUAGAACCAUCUUUUUUGCUCUUGAUUCAGACAUUUUUGGUUGUUAUUUAUUAUCACAUUAAUCUCGAUAAAGAAAAAGUUACUUUUAUCUAUAAACCAUGCAAAAACAUUAGCUUAUAACCUCAAUUUUUACACAGCUGACAUGGGGUUGUCCAUAGAGAUUGGACUACCGUCUUUUUAACAAUCAGUGUGCUAUGCAAAAAAGACCGGUGUACCACAUAGGGCUUUUUGCAAUAAAUUUCACAGUGGACAUCCGACUUGAAAUUUUAGUAAUAUUGCCUGUACAACCACCUAUUAACCACCAUUCGAAAGAUAACACCUUUAAGUGUAUUAUUGGCUGGAUAUCUCCAUUUACUGUAAAAAUGGACUACCGCCCUUUCAAUUCUAACGUACAGAUUUAUAAUCAUUGUUAAAUUAUUUGGAAUCUGUAUACUUUUUAACGAAAAAAAUCAGAUUUUACAUUUUUUUUAUACAUUAUUCAAAUAAUGAUUGAUAUUGUUCAAAUAUUGGUCGCAUUCAGGAGAGGAAAUAGUGAGGGAGCAGUUUCUGAUAGAGCGGUAACAGGUGUGUUUCUCUAACAGGCCUCUGCACAAUAAAUUGUUUUUUACUUCAUAAUCAUGGUCAAAGACCAUGGAUUGUUUACCGUCUGCGCUCUUUUCCAAUUCACAAAAUUGGAACAAUUGAUUGAUUGACAAAAGUAGCAUACGUUGGACGGAGGUAGCGGAAUUAAAAUGAGGUCACUGUCAUGGCGACCGUUCCGUAACACGUUCCGCAAGUAGCGCCACAUUCAAAGAACGAAUUCCCAACAGUUGCGGAACCGCUCUGUCACUUUUACAUCUUCUGAAUGCGACAAUUGCCGCAUCUGUUACAGAUCUCUAAUUUUAAUUGAAAUAUUGUUUUGGCACAGUUGUGGUGUUAAUUAUGCGAUUUGGACACCCCCGCCACUCACACUCUGUCAUCGGAUGCCGCGCCCACUGACAUCACAUUGCACAUCUGUCAUCUGUCAAAUCUUGCUUUAACUCUACAACUUUGAAGAACACUAUUUAACUCUUAUUUUUGAUAUAUCCUUGAUUUCUAAUAACAAUAACAAUCCAUACAUUGGUUAAAAAAUCUAUGCGGUCCAUUAGGUGUAAGAUUUAAACAAAAACACAGUUAACUAUCAGAAGAUUAUGUUGUCACAUAAAUUAGAUACCCCUUUCUUGGCACAUAAUACAACGCGCUACUUUACCGAAGUGGUCAAUGGUAGGACGUGAUGCCUGACAAGAUGAUGCCUUCUUCUUCUUCUUCUUGUAGUGCCUAUCCGUUUCGGAUGUUGGCGAUCAUCAUGGCAAUCUGUACUUUGCACACUGCUGCUCUGAAAAGAUUUGUAGUGGUUGUGUUGAACCACGUAAGACCAGUUGCAGCAGUCCAUAUCAUUCACUGUUCCUCAUGAUGUGACCGAGGUAUUCGAUUUUGGCUGUUUUUAUUUUGAUAACAGCUCUUUUUAUUUUUACAUUCUCAGCAAAACACCCUCAUUAGUAAUGUGGUCGGUAUAAGAUAUCUUCACGAUUCGACGAUAAAGCCACAUCUCAAAAGCCUCAAUUUUCUUGCAGGUGGUGUCUGUGAGAGUCCACGACUCAACUCCCUACAACAGUGUAGGAAAGAUAUAACAUCGUAGUAAUCUGACUUUUAUGGGUAUCGACAAAUCAUGACAUUUGAACAACUUUGCCAUUUUUUGAAAUGCAGAUCUUGCUUUCUCUAUCCUACAUUUGAUUUCUAUAGAAUGAUCCCAAUUUUCAUUGGCGUUCGUAUCACGGUAGGUAUAUGUUUUUACUCUUUCUAUUUGUUGACUAUUCACACUGAUUCGUCCAAAUUGCUGUUUAUUCUUGAGAUAAUCAUACAUUUUGUUUUCUUAGUGUUUAGUGAAAGUCCGUAUCUCUGACUGACUUCUGCGAUUCUGUUCAUUAACUCCUGUAGGGCUUCAGAACUGUCAGCGAAUACCACAGUGUCGUCUGCGUAUCUUAUGUUAUUGAUACAUUCUCCGUUAAUUCGAAUUCCGGCUUCAACAUCAUACACUGCUUCUUGAAACAAUUUCCUCAGAGUAGAUGCUAAAUAGCAGUGGGGAUAGUAUACAUCCCUGACGGACCCCACGUUUGAUUUUGAUAUCGUCGGAUUCUCCUGCCUCUGUCCGGAUAGAGGAUGUUUGAUUCCAGUACAGAUUGCUGAUAAUCCUUAAAUCACAGGUGUUAAUUCCAAUAUUGGUUAAUAUCUCCAUCAGCUUGUCAUGCUUUACUGUAUCGUAAAGAUGAUGCCAGGUGGACUAAAUGCAUCGUACAAUGGAGACAUAGGUUACAUAAGAGCGGUGUGGGUUGAUCUCCAAAAAGGUGGCUGGACCACGUGAAAGAAAAAGGGGAAACAGUGGCACCCGGUAGCAAGAGACAAAUUAAAAUGGAAACUUCAAGGGGAAGCCUACGUCCAGGAAUGGACAAUCAAAAGCUGUUAAAAGAAGAAGAAACCCCUUUCUUUAUUUGUGAAGUUUAAGUUCAUUAAAUGUUGUUCUUUAUUUAUGAAUCCAGACUUUAUACAAUAUGCCAGAUUGGAGUGUAGUUAUUUCAAAAGUUUGGGCCGGAUAGCUCAGGCGGUAGGAUGUCUGACUUCCACGCAGCCUGAAUAAAAUGAGUACCUUGGGUAAAACCAGUGGUAAUAAUAGGCGGAUGAAGCGUAGCACUGGCCCCUUACCUUCCUUGUAUACCGUAGAUCCUACAGAUAGCAGACUACCCUUCUAUAAUGCCAAAGCCACGUUAGCUGUAAAACGGGAGACUACUAUUAUUUGUCUAGUUUGUAUGUAUUAUAUGUCUAGUUUGUCCAUAUUUCGGGCCUUCUAUGAACAAAUGUCCUUUCUUUUAUAAGGCAACGGGUCUAGAAGCAAACGUAAAGUUGGAGCAGAGUUGUUUAGAAGUUAUAAUUGUAUGUAUGUAUAUACUGAAACUACUGAAACAUGUGUUGCCAUACAACUGUUUGAUUACUAUUAAUGCUUGAUAUAUUAUAAACGAUAUCUGAGUUAUUUUUUUUUAUUGAAUAUUAAGAAGUAAUGUAACCUUUCAACGUGUUGGUCAGGUCUUGGAUUUUAUGUUCAGGCAUUGCCAAAACUCAAUCCCAUUUACACUAACACUAUAGUAUAUUAUUCAACGAGCAUGUAAUGAUGGCUAUUACUCACGAUGAUGAAGUUAGCCAUUAUAUGCAAGUAGAAUACUAUACUUUUUCUACGACCUUUUUUUAUUUGGGUUAGUAGAAAAAUGUAAUUAUCAACUACUAACAUUAUUUAAAAUCGAAAGAUUUUAUUUGUCAUAAGGAAACAUAUUUUAUAUAACUAUGGCAACACUGUUAGAAUUACCCUUCUUGAGCUUAUGAAACAAUCAAACAGUUGUCAUUAAUAGUGUCAUGGAAUAGCGGGGCUUUUAAAAAUAGGACAUACAUUUUAAGGCAAUUACAUGAAAAAGAACGGGUGCUCUCAAUAAAAAUCUAUAGUACAAUCAACAGUAAGUAAAACAGAAUUCAUUGAUAUAAAUUUCAUAUCCGUAAGUCCUUUUGCGGAAUUAAUACCGAUUGUUUAUUUACCUUUUAAUAACGUCAAUCUUAAAAUGUCAAAUGUUGAAAUUUAAACGUAAAAAAUACAUAUACUGACCCAUUGUUACAGUUAAAAAUCCUUUAACAUUUUUCGAAUUUAAUUGUUGAUAUAAAUUACAAUGAUUAUUUUAUUAAAUAAACAAGUUUGAGUAAUUUUAUUUGCUAAUAGGUUAUUAAAAGUGCCAUGCACCACUUGAAUCUGACUUCAACCCGUGAGUAAUGAACUAUUACUCACGGGUAAAGUAAUGGGUGUUAUUAUGUAUUCAAAAAUGGCGAAUAAUGAGCAUAUUAUUAAACGGUCGUAGAAAAAAACAUAAUAAUGUGUAAUUUAUAUUUAUUACUUGCCAAUAGAGAUUUACAGCACGACCAAAUUCACUUUGUAUUUGAGAUUUGGAUGCGCACUGGUGUUGACGUUCGGUAUUUCCAAAUUUUUUAAAUUUUAUUUUGGUAACGUCUUGCCAAGUAAAAUACCUACACGGUACCAAAAUAAAAUUCAGAAAAUGUGGAAAAACCGAACGUCAACAACAGUGCGCAUCCAAAUCUCAAAUGAGGCGCUCAGAGCAACAGUGGCCUAACCCACAACCCACAAUUUUACCAAAACGCUUUUAGUACAUUAAAUGUAUCCCUUAUUUAAGCAUUUUCAGAUGCAGAGUGGCAUUACAUUAAAGUUAUCCCUUAUUUAAGUAUUUUCAGAUGCAGAGUGGCUCAAGUAUUGGUUGCUUGAGCCACUCCGCAUCUGAAAAUACUUAAACAAGGGAUAACUUUAAUGUAAUAAAAGCGUUUUGCUAAAAUUGUGGAUUGUGGGUUAGGCCACUGUUGCUCUGAGCGCCUCAAAUACAAAGUGAAUUUGGUCGUGCUGUAUGUCUUAAACUGAUCCUAAAAAUUUAAAUCGUUCCUUAUAUGUAUAUAUAUUUUCUGAACCGGUCCAUGAUCCCCGUAGAAAUUUCUCGAUUCUGCUUCGAGGCCGCCAUUGAAUUAUCUAUAGUUCGCAGAUGUUCGAUAGAUAGGGUUACCAUAACUUAUUAAGGCCAAAUCCGGACAGGAGUAGUCCAAAGGGUUGUAAAAAUAUCAAAUGUGAAUUUGACUGUGUUGCUACCUCUACAUUGUACAUAUAUGCGAAAUGCAUAUGGCACAAUUAAAAGUACAGCUGUUUCGCUACAAUAUGCAAUUAACAUCGAAAAUCUUUGCCAGUUUAAAUACAUAUACACCUGUUUUAACAUACUUUAGACCUAGAAAAUAAUAUUAUUAGUCAUUACACUAACUCAACUAACUGUCAACCGAUUAUUGUCUGCUCGUGCUCGUGCGCUGUUGACAAGCAGUGCGACCAACUUAACUACAGUCGGAAAAAUGAAAGAAUACCCAUGAACGAACAUAUAAAACACGCUGUAUUUUCCUGUCACCGUGUCACAAAGAAAAUUGCCCAGCGCAAGUACAUGUAAUAAUAAUUAUUACAUGUACCUGCACUGGCCAAUUUUUUGUAUGACACAGUGACAGGAAAAUACAGCGUGUUUUAUAUGUUCGUUCAUGGGUAUUCUUUAAUUUUUCCUACUGUAGGUAAACUGCUGCGCAGAAUGAAAUUUCCCAUUUUUUUCCAUUUUCCAAGUUUUUUCCAUUUUUUUUCGCAAAGGAAAAAAUCCGCACAUUUGUCAUAUCCGGACAUGUCUUUCAAAUCCGGACUGUCCGGACGUAUGUUAACGCUAUCGAUAGGCCAAGAGCCGGUGUAACAGUAUUUUGUAUUUGAGUUUUGUGUAACAACUAAAAUUUUCGAUGCCUGUGUUGUAAUCUCUUGGGUGAAAAUAAUAACAGAUGGUCGAAUAUUGAAUGGGGUUCAGGUUUUUUCCUCCCGAUUCCUGAGCUUUUUGUUUUAAGUUCGAUAUUGCGGUUUUUUAACUAAUGAUUUAGUGUCGCUUGUGACGUCAAUGGGCUGGCCUUGUUGACGCAAGCUCUUGCUUAAUGUUUUUACAUCCUUUUCAUAUAUGUUAUUAUAUAUGUACUAUUUUACGCACUAGUUUUUAAUAGCAUUAAGCAAAUAUGUUGUUUUUUCAGUGUACACAAGAAAAACACCAGAUUUUUAAAAUAGUUCAUACACUACGGGGAAGUGUGAUAUAAUAUAUUUACUAAUUCAGAGUAAAUGAUUGAAUAGGUUUAACAUUGUAGUUACUGGUAAAGAAAAGAACUAGACCAUUUUUUAAUUUUUUUCAUUUUUCAAUUAAUCAAAAAGUACAUACUUUUAUAGAUGAAAUUAGACUUCCAUAAUGUUGUACCUUAUCUUGUAUAUUUUUUUCCUAAAAUAAAUGAUUGUGACGAUGA
This is a messenger RNA of Diabrotica virgifera virgifera (western corn rootworm), 8918 nucleotides long. RefSeq names its product ran-binding protein 3 (gene RanBP3). The transcript has 7 exons. Lineage: Eukaryota; Metazoa; Arthropoda; Insecta; Coleoptera; Chrysomelidae. The record is from RefSeq and is a predicted model, not a curated record. Gene Ontology annotation, biological process: protein export from nucleus. Gene Ontology annotation, molecular function: GTPase activator activity. Gene Ontology annotation, cellular component: nuclear pore; cytoplasm. Bases 203 to 1369 code for a protein of 388 amino acids.